AUGUCGUGUACGACUGCAGACACGCGCUUUCUGCUGAAGAAGUGGUCAGCGGUAGCUGUCUGGUCCUGGUCAAUUUGCACGGACACUUGUGCCAUCUGUAGGAACAGUCUUCACGAAGGGAGCAUUGAAUACCAAGCAAACCCAGCUGCAUCAUCCGAUGACGGUCUCAGCAUUGCGUGGGGUAACUGUGGACAUGUUUUCCAUCUCGAUUGUAUCUCGAAAUGGCUAAGGACACGCAGUAACUGUCCACUUUGCAACAAAGAAUGGGAGUUCUCCAAGGUUGAAAAGAUACAACUGCCCGCACUUGGGCUUGAUAGAUAA
Ostreococcus tauri is the source of this 321-nucleotide messenger RNA. Its product is annotated as Zinc finger, RING-H2-type. Lineage: Eukaryota; Viridiplantae; Chlorophyta; Mamiellophyceae; Mamiellales; Bathycoccaceae. Gene Ontology annotation, cellular component: cullin-RING ubiquitin ligase complex; nucleus. The transcript is spliced from 4 exons. The record is from RefSeq and is a predicted model, not a curated record. The coding region runs from base 1 to 321 and encodes 106 amino acids. Gene Ontology annotation, biological process: protein ubiquitination; ubiquitin-dependent protein catabolic process. Gene Ontology annotation, molecular function: ubiquitin protein ligase activity; cullin family protein binding; zinc ion binding.